UGGCAAGAGCCCAGCGCCGCUGCCGUAACCUGGAAGGAAACGACUCCGAGCCGACAACUUCCUGCGCUGCUCCGCGGCCGCAGCGCGGAAGGGAAGCAUCGGCCCGGGGAUGGCUCGGGCCGGCAGCGCCAGCAGCAGGUCCUAGCUGAUGCUCAGGCUUCCCUGGCAUGAUGCCAUCCCGAACCAAUCUGUCCGCCGGCAUUCCCAGCAGCAAGGUCAAGUACUCCAAGCUCUCCAGCACCGACGAUGGCUACAUUGACCUGCAGUUCAAGAAGAGCCCACCAAAGAUCCCCUACAAGGCAAUAGCCUUGGCUGUUGUGCUCUUCAUGAUCGGGACCUUCCUCAUCAUCAUCGGUGCCCUGCUGCUGGCAGGAUACAUUAGCAAAGGAGGCUCAGACCGUGCCAUCCCCGUGCUCAUCAUUGGCAUCCUGGUGUUCCUGCCAGGCUUCUACCACCUGCGCAUCGCCUACUACGCCUCCAAGGGCUACCGCGGCUACUCCUACGAUGACAUCCCUGACUUCGACGACUGAACCCUGUCAUUAAUGAUGUAAUUAGCUGGGUGGUAAGAGCUGUUAGUCACCCUGCCUAGACCAGAGGGGACCUCUACCGUCGUAGGUGAAGUUUCUCAGUCAGAAGAUGCCAGCUUUGAGGUGCUGCAGGUUUUCCAGUUGCGGGGCUUGGGGGUUUGGAUCUGGAAGUGCCCAAAGAGCAGCACUGGGUGGGAAGAAGAUGGGAGGUGGUUGUGGUUUUCCUCUCAUGGUUGCAGAAUGCUUGUAUGAAGUUCUCCUUGGGCAAGACAAUUCUGAGCAGUUAUCCCCAGGCAGCUGAUGCAAAGCAGCUCAGAGACCUUUUCCCUCCCUGUUUGCAGAGUUGGUUUUCAGUCUCAGUAAGGUUGCUGCCGUUGUUGGCUUUGCCUUUGCAGCCCAACACCAGAGCUCAGUUCUCCUUUUGCUCCGUGUCAGAAAUGCUUCUGAGCUUGUCCUAUGCUCCUCUGGACCAGCACGAGUUAGAUGCCUACAAGAGGAGGGGGAAAACUGCACCUGCCUGAAAUUUCCACCUGGUGCAUUUGCACAACUCCUCUGGCCAGAGUGACCAAGAUACUCCCUCAGCAGAGACACCCUUGAGGCCUUUCCCCACCCCACUAACUUUGGGCAACAUCUCCUGAUGCUUUAAAAGGGCUGCUGUUGGAUUUUGCUUCUUGAUUUAAAGGGGCCAAGUAGACAGAGGGAGAAGAAUUGGGAUCUGGACCAGGACUUGAGUGUUCAAAUAGCAAAUCCCUUGGCUUUGAGCAGUGUGGAGGCUCUUGGAUUCCAGCUCUGUGUGUAUUUGGGAGCCUUUUGACCUUGCCUAGACAACAUCCUGUGUGUAACUCCCCAGAGCAGUAAAGAGGAGCUCUCUGUGGGGUUUGUGCUGAGCAAGUCCUGUUGUUGUUGUUGUUGUUUAGCUGACUUCAGCCAGGAAAGACAGAUUGGUGUCUCUGUCUCGUGUGAAGCAAAAAGUGUCCCUCUCCUGAAGUAGAAAUGCACUCAGUGUCCUGGAGAACAUGGAUGUGAUAAGCAGUGAUGCAAGCAGCUGUACUUAAUACAAAUAAACUUCACUCUCUUCUGUGUACA
Molecule: messenger RNA, 1613 nt
Organism: Pogoniulus pusillus (Red-fronted tinkerbird)
Lineage: Eukaryota; Metazoa; Chordata; Aves; Piciformes; Lybiidae
Gene: TMEM230
Product: transmembrane protein 230
Exons: 4
Coding region: 168-530 (120 amino acids)
Biological process (GO): synaptic vesicle transport
Cellular component (GO): endomembrane system; synaptic vesicle
Source: RefSeq, a predicted model, not a curated record